AUGGGCAUUUUCGCUUUCGGCGGAAUCGUUUGUGCCAUCUCCAUCGUGCACCUCCACUCGCUUCUGAUCAUAGUUACAUCGGAAGAUCCACCAUAUGAUAUUACAGGUGCGGCUAUCUUUUCAGUCGUCGAGAUCAACGUCGCUAUUAUCGGAGCGUGCUUACCCACACCACGUCCCCUCCUUGCGAGUUUACAUUCCAGAUUCUUUACCACUCGCGGUACGCAUGGCUACACUCACAGCUUGUCUGAGGAAAGCCCCCACAAGCGCUUGUCGGAAUUGCCCGUUUUCGAUAGGAACCAAAGGAUUGCUCUCGGUGUGCUUUCUCUAAAGCAAGUGCUGGGCUACGAGGGUCAAGAUGUCGAUGAGAUCCGUAUUGUCACAAAGGUACAGGUCGAAGCUGACGAAAUCGACGAAACAUCAAAGCAUAGUAGUACCGAAAGCCUAUUCCGUAAACCAAGACUGCUGGGGAUAUUGCCUGAGGUAGACGUCGUUGUAACCGGUUUAGGCCUUGUGUAUUCACGUACCUAG
Aaosphaeria arxii CBS 175.79 is the source of this 528-nucleotide messenger RNA. RefSeq lists its product as uncharacterized. The record is from RefSeq and is a predicted model, not a curated record. The transcript is spliced from 2 exons. Lineage: Eukaryota; Fungi; Ascomycota; Dothideomycetes; Pleosporales. The coding region runs from base 1 to 528 and encodes 175 amino acids.